CUGCUGUCUCCUUUGUCCCUCAUGCCAUCUGCUCUCUCUUAUCAUUAUUAUGGACGGAUUUUUUCUCGCCUCUCCUUGUUCUCCCUUUCACCCAGAAUUUACUCCAUAAACAAACCGCAGCCCGUAUUUCACCUCAACUCUCCCGCGUUGUAGAGUUUUACGCUUUGGAAGGCUGCGGAAACAAAUCAGGAUGUUUAACACUCCUGAGUCGGUUUAUUGGGAAAAGAAUAAUCUAAACCACAAGAAAGGAGCUGAAAUGUAGGAGAGCUGAGCUGAAGAUGUGGCGGCGAGCCGGGGAUGAGAACGUGGACUCCGGAGCUGACACAGCGGAGUCUGUCAUCAGCCAAAUGUCAUCAUCUGCCAGUGAGUUCAUAGGUAGACUGGCCCGGCAGCAGCGGCAGCCAUUAUUGCCGAUCCACCUACAUCUGCUCGCCAACCCUGGAGAUUCCUUACUCCUGCAGCAGACAUUGGACCGCCUGCUGCGCUGGCUUUGCCCAAGCCUCCGUAUCUUCCACGUAUCAGAGAGGGCCUCCCCUUUCAGAGUUCCCUCCCGCAUCUGUCCGGUGGCUGGUUACCCCUCUCUGGCCAUCACCUUUUUCCUCCAUGAGGCCUACGGAGAGGAGCGAAUCCUCAAAGUGCUGGACUUCUUCCAGCGGCCCCCCUGGCAGUACCAUCACACUGAGAGCUGUGGCAGCCGAGCCGGAGGGAUCCACAUUUCUUCAAGUAGUUCCCCUUCCAACGCCCUGCUGCGGCCCUACCUCCUGCCGAGCAGAGACUUCUACAGUCUGGGCCUAGGCAUGCCUGUGUGGGGGGUGCGACCUGUGCACUGUGGAGGGGAAAUCCUGCGUAUAACGCUGUACAGCAGCUACGACAACUAUGAGGAUGCUGUGAGGUGUUAUGAGACUGUCCUGCAGCUGCAAGCUGAGGAGCAAAAGGCGGGCUUCUGCUGGUUCACCCUCCAUACAGAGCCUGGGCUGUGCCUUCAGCUGGCCUUAAAGCAGCUUUCUCCAGGGGUUGGAGUGGAAGCAUGCACUUCCGCUGUGCUGCAGUUCAGUGUUGAAGAAAUGGGACAGCUGGUCCCCCUGUUGCCCAACCCCUGCACCCCCAUCAGCUCCACACGCUGGCAGACAGAAGACCUAGAUGGUAACAAGGUUCUCUUCCAAGUGAAGACUCCAGCUCAGCCUCAGCGACCUCUGACCUGCGCUUUUCCCCUCACCUGUUUGCCCCCUCAAGGAGUGCAGCUCCCGAGUAGCGGCCAUGGAAACAGCCUCACAUCUUCCCUUAAUGGACAAACUUACAGGCAAGGAACCAGACCAAGCAGCGAGCCUUUUCUUGAGAAGCUUCUUGGAGGAUGUGGUGGAGCAGAAAGCCUGGGAUCAGGGAGCUGCUGCAGCACCCCUCCUGGAAGCUCUUGUUACUCAUCCCAACGCAGCAGCCCUGCUCAGCUGUCCACCUCCAACCACCCCGACUCCCCCCUGCGCCCCUCCGUCACCCAGUCUCUCUCCCGUCUCCUCCUGGAAGAAGAGGAAGAGGAGACCAACGUCGACACAGGGGCUGCACACUCAGACACAGCAGUCAGAAGCGUCACUCGCUCCUCCUCCACUGACCUCCUAAGGACUCAUCGAUCUGGGAGGCCUGCAGCAGUCAGGCCUUUAUCUGUCGGAGAACUGGCUAAAGAAUUAACUGAGGGUUUGACACAGAGAGGCGUGAACGAUCCGACGCCCUCUGGUGGCUUCAAAGACGCAGAAGUAGUAAACAGUACAACUAAAAAUGGACAAAGUCCAUCACAAAAGCACUUGGCAGAGAAGCGGACGACUGCCACACUCUUAUCAGCACACAGAAACCACGAGGAGCCAGUGGAUGAGUUCUUUAUCUGAACUCCUUCUAUAUAAGCUGGGGUGGUAAAUGCAGGAAAAAUUGGUUCAGCCUGAUAAACGAAGCCUGGGGAGUCUGAAGCCUUUAAAUGACCUGAUUGCUCUGAUAGAAGUUCAGAAAUCAAAGUGAUGUUACUUAUUAAUAGUGCCAUACCAAAACAUUCAUACACCUUCAGAUUCAGUACAUUUCUGCUCAUUACAGGCAGAGACUCGGAUGCCUUUUGUUAGGGAUGGACCUGUAUAAAGUGGGGCAUCAUUGUUAAAUGGAAGACAAAUUCCAAUUGUUUAAGACAAUUUUUUAAAUAAAUUACUCUGACCUGGUAGAGCAGGGGUGCUCAAGUCCGGUCCUCAAGAUCUACUAUCCUGCAACUUUUUGAUGCACCCCAUUUUUAACACACCUGAAUCAAAUGAGUGGCUCGUUACGAUCCCUCUGCUGGGCUAAAUGAGGAGAUUGAGCCUGUCGAUUGAGGUGUGUUAGAGAAGAGAUGCAUCUAAAACUUACAGGAUGGUAGGUCUUAAGGACUGGACUUGAGUACCCCUGUGGUACAGGAAAGCAUUCCCUCAGGAUAAUGCUGCCAUCAUCAUGUUUUACUAUGAAGAUGUUUUGUUAGCUUUCCUCCUAAUAGAGUUUGAUCAGAGCACACUUUUCCAGAAACCUGGUUUUCUCUUUUCUUCCUCCUUUUCCAUUUGUGAAGGGCUCUCUGCAGCUCCUCCAGAUGUUACCAAGGGCCUCAUGGAUGUUUCUGCUAUUAAUGCUUCCCCUGCCUCGUUUGCUGUUGUGCCAUAAUCUCUCCAUAUGAAGAUAAUGAAUUUCUAUGAGGUUCAAAGCUUCAGAAAAUUGUUUUAUCACCAAAUCCUGCCUUUAUUUUUUUGUAGACGUCUGUAGUAGCUCAGAUUUUUCAUUUUUAUUUGUUAAAUGUAUAUUUACAUUUACAGGUAUAAUUUUACUUUUAUUUGAUUAUUAAACCCUACUUUGUGAUUAAGGCAUAACAUCUCCAUAAAAUAGAAUAAUUUAGGCUUGUGGUUGUUGUGCAAACAUGAAUGUUUUUCCAAGGUGCAGAUUUCAGUUUUUAAUUCAUAGUUUUUUAGCUCAACUGUUUUUUUAAUAGAUUUUUUAAAUAUACAGAUCACUCUAAAGUCCAAAUCAUCUGAAGACUUCUUGUAGCUUAGUACUCUUUGUUUUACCUGAGUUGAAUGAUGAAGUGGCUUCCAUAUUUGGCUAAAACAGAACUAUGGUUGCGCUGGAUUUUAAAUCUAUUAGGAAGAAAAACUUAGUGGGUGCAACUUCCUGGUAAGAAUUCAUGUAAAUAAAAAUUGGUAAGUGUAGAUAACCUUAUUUUGUGUUGUACCAGAUUACACUAAUUUGAUCUAAAUGAUAAAGCUUUUGUAACCCUUUGAUGUAUAUUGUAUUCAUUUAGUUCAAUAAUGUCGUUUCUGGUUUUACUGCGCUUCACGUUAUAAAUUAAUAAAAGAAAAUGCCUGGUUAGGCUCCUCUUA
Molecule: messenger RNA, 3371 nt
Organism: Cyprinodon tularosa
Lineage: Eukaryota; Metazoa; Chordata; Actinopteri; Cyprinodontiformes; Cyprinodontidae
Product: protein FAM124B
Exons: 8
Coding region: 279-1877 (532 amino acids)
Cellular component (GO): nucleoplasm
Source: RefSeq, a predicted model, not a curated record